This is a messenger RNA of Cladophialophora yegresii CBS 114405, 1413 nucleotides long. RefSeq lists its product as uncharacterized. NCBI's taxonomy places the organism in Eukaryota, Fungi, Ascomycota, Eurotiomycetes, Chaetothyriales, Herpotrichiellaceae. Gene Ontology annotation, cellular component: membrane. The record is from RefSeq and is a predicted model, not a curated record. Gene Ontology annotation, biological process: transmembrane transport. The coding region runs from base 1 to 1413 and encodes 470 amino acids. Gene Ontology annotation, molecular function: transmembrane transporter activity. The transcript has 6 exons.
AUGGUUGAUGGCAACAAGGUGCUGCGGAAGAUGGAUUUGCGGCUGAUCCCUAUGCUUGCCAUCCUGUAUCUGCUCUCCUUCCUCGACAGAGGAAAUAUUGGAAAUGCGAAGAUCCAAGGCAUGCAGACCGAUUUGGACCUUUCAGGCUCGGAGUAUAAUCUUUGCGCCACUGUCUUUUUCUUCACAUACUGCGCUUUCGAGAUCCCCUCGAAUCUGCUCCUCAAACGCUUCAGACCCUCCGUCUGGCUCCCAGCUAUCAUGGUCGCAUGGGGCACGGUCAUGACAUUGAUGGGCCUGGUUCAAAACUACCAUGGCCUUCUCAUUGCUCGCAUCUUCCUUGGUGUAACCGAGGCCGGCCUGUACCCCGGUGUUGCCUACUACCUGACAAUGUGGUAUUGCACCGAAGAACUCGCGUUCCGCCAGAGUCUCUUCUUCAGCGCGGCAAGCGUAGCAGGCGCUUUCUCCGGUCUUCUCGCCUACGCCAUUGCGAAAAUGGACGGAGUCGCCGGACAAGAGGGCUGGCGCUGGAUCUUCAUCCUCGAGGGUCUUUUGACCGUCGCCGUCGCCUUUGCCGCGUUCUUCCUCCUCUACGAUUUCCCCGACACUGCCUCCUUCUUGAGCCCGGAGGAGAAGGCCUGGGUCGUGCACCGACUCAAGUACCAGGGUAGCAAGAAGAGCGGGAGGAUCGUUGCCGAGAGCGACCAUUUUGAAUGGAAAUUCGUCCGCAAAGCCCUCACGGAUUGGCAACUUUACCUCUCACUCUUAAUGUACUGGGGUAUCGUAUGCCCUUUGUACGGCAUAUCGUUGUUCCUUCCGACCAUCAUCAAAGAACUGGGCUACACGUCGACCACGGCCCAAUUACUAACCAUCCCAAUCUACAUCACGGCCGCCAUCCUCGCCGUAAUCGUAGGCUACCUCUCGGACCGGGCCACCAAGCGGGGCGCCUCGCGCUGGCCGUAUAUUUUCGUCCCCAUGUGCGCCAUCCUCGUGGGCUUCAUCGUCGCCAUAUCGGGCUCCGCGGCGGGAGACAUCCCGGGAGUGGUGUAUGCCGGCGUCUUCAUCGCCACCUGCGGCAUUUACCCUGCCUUCCCAGGGAACGUCACUUGGAUCGCGAACAAUCUGGCGGGAAGCUACAAGCGCUCCGCGGGCAUGGCGCUGCAGAUCGGAUUAGGAAACCUGGGCGGCGCAAUGGCGAGCAACUUCUACCGCAGCGUGGAUGCGCCCAAAUACCUGCUCGGGCAUGGGCUGGAGAUUAUGUUUGUGGUGCUGGGCCUCGGGGCUGUGAUCACGCUGCGUAUCUCUUACGGCACUAUCAACAAGAAGAGGGAACAGAGCGGGGCCGCCGAGUCGUACUCGGACGAGCAGCUCGCUGAUAUGGGCGACAAGAGUCCCAGUUUCAGGUACACGCUGUAG